Messenger RNA from Rotaria sordida, 839 nucleotides. Lineage: Eukaryota; Metazoa; Rotifera; Eurotatoria; Philodinida; Philodinidae. The record is from the annotation of a GenBank genome assembly.
AUGCGUCGACGUAGUUUUUUAAAAUAUUUAGUUUUAAUUCCAACUAUAUGGAUUAUUGGAAUAACAAUAUUUUCAUUUCGUACGGAUUUUUCAUCAAUAUCUCGUACAAAUAAUGAUAUUCCAAUAAAUGUUGUCAAUCAAAUUAUAUCAGUACCAUCAUUAGUUGAUCGUAUUAGAAAUGCAUUACCAUUUAGACACCAAAAUAUUGAUCAUGAUCAUCCAUCAGAAGAACUUAUUAAAGCUCAUGAACAAGAAAGAGAAAUGAAUGCUAAAGUACAAAUUGCUGCACCAGAAGUGAAUAAUCAUUUUGAUCGAAAUAUGAGUGGUCCUGGUGAAAUGGGUAAUCCUGUACGAAUAAACAAAGAUAAGUUAACGGCAGAAGAAAGAGGAAAAAUGAGUGAAGGAUGGCAAAAUAAUGCAUUUAAUCAAUAUAUUAGUGAUCUGAUAUCAUUAAGAAGAACUUUACCUGAUGUUCGUGAUCCUGAAUGUAAAAAAGUUGAAUUUCAUCCAAAUCUACCUGAAACAUCAGUAAUUAUUAUAUUUCAUAAUGAAGCACGAUCAACAUUAUUACGUACUAUUUGGUCUGUUCUUGAUCGUUCACCAGCACAUUUAUUAAAAGAAAUAAUAGUUGUAGAUGAUUUUUCUAAUAAAGAACAUUUAAAAAAAAUGCUUGAAGAUGAUAUUAAACCAAUGCAAAAAGUUCGAUUGCUUCGUACAAAAAAACGUGAAGGUCUUAUACGAGCUCGUUUAACAGGUGCUUAUGAUGCAACAGGAAAAGUUUUAAUCUUUUUGGAUUCACAUUGUGAAUGUGCCGAAGGUAAGUUACAAAAAACAAAAAA